AGCCAAUGAGAGGCGGCUGCGGCCCCGGUUCCGGCGGCCGGGAGCGGAAGCGGCGGUGGCGAUGCCGCUGCACCGGUUCCCGCCGCGGCUCUGGGCCGCCAUGCGCCUGCGGGAGGGCAUCUGUGCGCGGCUGCCGCAGCACUACCUGGACGCGCUGCAGGACGACACGCCGCCCACCCCCGUGCACUGGCGGCCGCUGGGGGUGCGCUACCGGCGGAACCCGCGCACCGGCGAGCGGGAGCGGGUGCAGGACGUGCCGGUGCCGGUGUAUCUGCCGCCCGCUGCACACGAGGGGCUGUGGGGCGGCGAGGGCUGGAUCCGCGGCUUCCGAUACGCGCGCAACGACAAGCUCUCCACCCGGCUGCCCAAAACGUGGAAGCCGCAGCUGUUCGAGCGACAGUUCUACAGCGAGAUCCUGGACGCCACGCUCACCAUCACCGUCACCAUGCGCACCCUGGACCUCAUCGACCAAGCCUACGGCUUCGACUUCUACAUCCUCAAGACUCCAAAAGCCGAUAUGUGCUCGAAGCUUGGGAUGGAUUUGAAGCGAACGAUGCUGCUGCGACUUGCACGGCGGGAUCCUAAACUGCAUCCUGAUGACCCCGCCAGAAGAGAGGCAAUCUAUAACAAGUAUCAGGAGUUUGCGAUCCCAGAAGAGGAAGCUGAAUGGGUUGGCUUGAGUUUAGAAGAAGCAAUAGAAAAACAGAGGCUACUAGAAAAAAAGGACCCUGUCCCACUCUUUAAAGUGUAUGCUGAAGAGCUCGUCAACCAACUGAAAGAACAGGAGCUGCAGAAGCAGCAGAAGUAGAAACCUUUGGAGUAAAACCCCUGCUGCAGAUCAGGCUGUAGGGUUCAGCAAGUUCUGCCUGAACCACGCUGUGUGGAAGGGGCCACAUGAAGAGCGUUCCCAGGAGCAUGUUGCAGUUACUGGGAUCUAAUGACAGUCUAAGUUCAGUGAGCAACUGCUCCCGUGGGCCAAGGAAAGAAUUUCUGUCCUGUGGCCUCUGGAAGCAUUCUCGUAAGACUGACUUCAUGUGGUUCUUCUGCCUGUGCAAGGAGUUGGCUGCUGUCGAGGGCUUGAUCAUGAUACAAAAUGAAAUAUGCAUUUUGGGAAUAUCAGUAAACUUUUCUCUGAUACUCA
This is a messenger RNA of Columba livia (rock pigeon), 1141 nucleotides long. It is a transcript of the gene MRPL28, whose product is annotated as mitochondrial ribosomal protein L28. NCBI's taxonomy places the organism in Eukaryota, Metazoa, Chordata, Aves, Columbiformes, Columbidae. Bases 62 to 808 code for a protein of 248 amino acids. Gene Ontology annotation, molecular function: structural constituent of ribosome. The transcript has 5 exons. Gene Ontology annotation, cellular component: mitochondrial large ribosomal subunit. The record is from RefSeq and is a predicted model, not a curated record.